Thunnus maccoyii (southern bluefin tuna) is the source of this 1710-nucleotide messenger RNA. It is a transcript of the gene wdr83, whose product is annotated as WD repeat domain containing 83. Lineage: Eukaryota; Metazoa; Chordata; Actinopteri; Scombriformes; Scombridae. The record is from RefSeq and is a predicted model, not a curated record. The transcript is spliced from 10 exons. Gene Ontology annotation, biological process: mRNA splicing, via spliceosome. Bases 162 to 1115 code for a protein of 317 amino acids. Gene Ontology annotation, molecular function: protein binding. Gene Ontology annotation, cellular component: catalytic step 2 spliceosome.
UUGCGCGUAUCAACAAACAUCAGGGGUAAAAUGAAUGGAAGAGACUUUAGCUAGAUUGUAAAAACAUGAAGUUAAAAUUGGUUACUAAUUGAUUUAACUAAUUACAUCAGGAAAAUCAACAUGACCCACCCCUAAAUUUGAACUUUUUUUGAGGUUGUGUCAUGGCGUUUCCUCUCCCCAGACCUCAGGCUCCUCAGCUUCCCCAGCAUCUGCUCAGGACCGUAGACUGUCAGCAAGGAGCUGUCAGGGCUGUUCGCUUCAAUUCUGAUGGGAACUACUUGCUGUCCUGUGGCAGUGACAAAUCUCUAAAGUUGUGGAGUGUGAGCCGAGGGACCCUGUUGAAGACAUACAGUGGCCACGGAUACGAGGUUCUGGAUGCAGAUAGUUCCUAUGACAACAGCCAGAUCUGCUCCUGCAGCUCGGACAAGACAGUGAUCUUGUGGGACGUCGCCACCGGCCAGGUCACACGAAAGCUCAGAGGUCACGCCGGGAAAGUCAACUGUGUCCAGUUCAAUGAGGAGGCAACUGUCAUCUUGUCUGGUUCCAUAGACGGGACCGUGCGGUGCUGGGACACCAGGUCCCGAAGAUUUGAGCCCAUCCAGGUUCUAGAUGAGGCUCGAGACAGCAUCAGCAGCGUGAAAGUGAUGCAACAUGAGCUGCUUACAGGGUCGGUGGACGGCAGAGUGAGGCGCUACGACCUGAGAAUGGGACAGUUGCAUGUUGACUUCAUCAGCAGUCCCAUCACCUGUGUGUGUUUCAGUCAGGACGGUCAGUGCACACUGAGCUCCAGUCUGGAUUCAACGGUCAGACUGUUGGACAAGAGCACCGGAGAAAUGCUGGGAGAGUAUACAGGACACAAGAUGAAGGGCUAUAAGCUGGACUGCUGCCUGUCCAAUAAAGACACCCACAUCCUGAGCUGCUCAGAGGACGGACACGUCUACUGCUGGGACCUUGUGGAGGGGUCUCUGUCCUUGAAGCUGCCGGUGGGGAAGGCUGUCGUCCAGUCGCUGUCCUUCCACCCCACAGAGACCUGCCUCCUCACAGCCAUGGAGGGGCGUGUCCAGGUGUGGGGGGCAGAGCCAGAGGAGACAGAGGAGGAUGCGAUGGCCACAUAGAGAGGGUGAAAGUAGUAGAAGCGUACUGAGAAGAUUCCUGUUAUUCUAGUAACGAGGCUAUACUGUCAACCUAAAGAAAACCAAAUUAGGAUGCCUGAUGUAGUUAUAUAAAACCUAAUGUGGCAUCUUACUACCACGUUUAGUUUUUCUGUCUGUAAAGACGAGGUUGCUGGUGCUGGAAAAGAAGUGCUGAAAGAAGGAAUAUCAGGAAUCGUAAAGGCUCACGUGGACUACCCAAAUCAAUGAGAUAAUAACUGGAGUGUGUGUAAAUUUAUAAAUAACCAUGCUGGAGAAGUGGUUUUAUUUUAGUCUUGAGGUGAGCUACUUUCAGACAGUGGCCGUCGAAAUAAAGUUAACUCUUCAGCCAGAUUCCCAGUCUGUCCUCAUGGCUGUUAACUUCACAAAAAUGUAAGCGGAAAGCAAAUGCUGUUGAGAUUUUGUUACCAGAUGCUUCACAGAAUACACAAUCUGGAUAUGAAUUCAGCUCAUUAGUGAGUCAUCUCGCCCGCACGCUAUUGGAUUUAUUAAUUUUUGUAUGACAUCAAAAUAUUUUUGUACAAAACCGAAUAAACAUUUUCUUUUAUAAUUAACACCA